ACAGACUUACUGAAAAAAAAUCCUUUUUACUUUGUUUUGACAUAAAAAAAUUGUUUACGUAAAUAUAUUAAAAACGAAAAACAUACAUUAGUGCAUAAAUUAUUGCAAUAUAAUUUCUAGAAAAAUUUAUGCAAUCAAUAUCACAACGAUGUCGGAAACCUAUGAGUAUUUGUUUAAAUUCUUGGUCAUUGGAAGUGCUGGUACGGGUAAAUCAAGCCUUCUUAACAAUUUUAUUGGAAAUAAAUUCAAAGAAGAUAGAUGCCAUACCAUUGGUGUUGAAUUCGGUUCUAAAAUUGUCAAUAUAGGUGGCAAAUCUACUAAGUUACAAAUAUGGGACACAGCUGGGCAAGAGAGGUUCCGUUCUGUGACUCGUUCUUACUACAGGGGUGCAGCAGGUGCACUUCUUGUUUAUGAUAUUACAUCACGUGAUUCUUUUAAUGCAUUAGCUAAUUGGUUGAGAGAUGCCCGAACACUUGCUAGUCCCAAUAUCGUAAUUUUACUUGUUGGGAAUAAAAAGGAUUUGGAAGAAUCUAGAGAAGUCACUUUUACAGAAGCUAGUCAGUUUGCUCAAGAAAAUGAGCUCAUGUUCUUAGAAACAAGUGCUAAGACAGGUGAGAAUGUUGAAGAGGCAUUUUUAAAGUGUUCCAAAACUAUCCUGGCCAAGAUAGAGACUGGAGAAUUAGACCCAGAGAGAAUAGGAUCUGGUAUUCAAUAUGGAACAAGUACAUCGAAACGACUGAGUGUACCUAAAAAACCUGCGAAACCACCAUCGGAAUGUGCCUGCCGUGUUUAAGCAGAGUGUAUUUAAGACAUAAAUGGCUCUUAAGUGGCGUUAAUCAAUUGGUUAUCAAAAGUUUUUUAAAUCAUCCAAAACUAUAAUUAAUUUUAUGAAUAUUUGAAUCUCUUAGUAAGUAAAUAGAAGUUGAAAUUCGAUCACGAAUUUACUCCUGAUUUGCAGUGGUUUAUAUUUAUACCAUUAACUCAGUUAUCAUUCUCGAAUUUGCUCGAUUCUUUUCUGAUUCGAUAGGAGUCUUUAUGGACAUGUCAUACAGCUGUGUCGCGGGCACAUCAUUUAUUGUCCACUUUUUGAGCCUCUUUAUUUUGGAUCCUCUAUGCUCUCUAUGAUGAUAAUCUUUGAAUAUUCCAGGGAUGUAUAUAUACGCUGUACUAAUUUGUGUUAUAAUGACUGUUGAAGUUUAUAAUAUAUAGAAAAUAAUAAGAGAAUUCACAUUGAAUUAUUUUAAAUCUAAUUAAUUAAACAUACUCGAAGGAUAAAAUUUUAGUUUAGUAAUAAGUGUGACAUUUAUUAUCAUUGACAUUUUAAUAAUUGACCAUUUUUAAUAAUGAGUUUUUAUAGGCAUAUUUUAAUUUAAAUACAAUAACUAAUAUUUACAUAUCGUUUGACGUAAAGAAACGUAAUUAACAUACGACAAUUAUGUUUCUACACAUAGUGCAAAGGAACGAAAAGGAUUAUAAUGGCAUACAUUAUUAUCCUUUCCGUUCCUUUGCGCCUUUUUGGUCGGAAUUUUAAAAACGGAGUAAGAGCAAUAUAAACAAUUGCAUAUUCAUUUUUUAGUAAUAUUUUGUAAAAAUAAAAACUACCAACUGACCUCAUAUGGUUACUUAGAGUUCAGGGUGUAAGCAAAUUGAUAGCGCCACUUACCUUUCCAUCACGCCUUUGCAAUGUCUUAUAAUUGUAUUAAUUAACUCUUGGAUGUGAUUUACUUUAUGAUUCUCAUAGUGUUUUAGAUAACCUUAAUAUUAUAUACUUAUUAUAAUAAGUACACUUCACUGAAAACAGUUCUGAGAAAUUUAUUUUUUGUAUAAUGAUUGUUACGAGUUACGAGGCUUUUCGAAUUUAUAAUUUAAGUUAUAAGUAUUUACACGGCCUGAUAAAAAUGGAUAUAUUGCUCUGUUAUUAAAUACCAUAUUGUAUCAAUACAUAUAAUGAAAUCGUAACUAGUCGCUGUCUGUACAUGGAAGAUAUAUAAGAAAAACUAUUAUGGCUAACUUAUAGGGCUCUAUGAAUGCAAUAGAAUCCAAAACAAUGAUUUUUAGAAUUUUGUCUGUUUGUCUGUACAUUUCAUAAACAACCGAUUUGAAUGCAGUACCACUAAUGCAUUGUGGUUUGCUCCACUUAACUUAGUGUUUGUGUUAUUUCAAUUGGUUCAUAAACAAAAAAGUUAUAUCAAUCUAAAGAAUCACAAAUAAAAUGCUAUAAAUUAACCGAUCGGUUGAAUUGGCUGAAACUUUUUUUUAUUAUAUGUAUUGAUUUUAGAAAAUUCUGUCUACUCAUGCGAAGCCGGGUCGGAUCGCUAGUAACAUAAAAUACGGCACGAAUAAAAAUGUAAUAAUAUUAAAAAAUGUUUUAAACUUAAUGUGAGCGUGAAUAAGGCUGGUGUUAUUUUUUUUUUAAUAUAUGUGUACAUUAAUCACGUAAUAUGUUUUUUGUAAUUUACUUGUAUAAUGCAUACAGCAACAAUAUCGUGUUAUUGAAUACAGAGAUUAACUGUUCAUAUUCAUAUAAUGUAAGAUCUAGCUAUUUAUCCAUUAAAAAAUAAUAAAUUCUA
This is a messenger RNA of Galleria mellonella (greater wax moth), 2570 nucleotides long. RefSeq names its product ras-related protein Rab-4B (gene Rab4). Gene Ontology annotation, molecular function: GTP binding; GTPase activity. NCBI's taxonomy places the organism in Eukaryota, Metazoa, Arthropoda, Insecta, Lepidoptera, Pyralidae. Gene Ontology annotation, biological process: Rab protein signal transduction; regulation of endocytosis. Gene Ontology annotation, cellular component: endosome. The transcript is spliced from 4 exons. The coding region runs from base 149 to 793 and encodes 214 amino acids. The record is from RefSeq and is a predicted model, not a curated record.